GGGAGGGCUAUUUUUCUGCACUUGAACGCAACCAAAGGCGCACAUAGAGCGUGGGAGCAUAAAGCAGUCGGAGCCAGCAAGAGACGCCGCUGUUGACGCGCUCUGUCCUCCUGACACACUGCGUGCUCGUCAAGCCGCAAGCUUUGGAAAUUAGGGGAAGAUCAUAUUUUUCUUAUUUGGAGCACGCUAUCAGGAUCCCAAUUUUAUUUUUUAACUCGUCAAUUUGUGCAGCGGUGGACUGUUUAUGUGUUUUAUUUUGUUUUUUUUUCUCUCAUGUGAAAACCUUUAACUUUGGCUGAGGGAAUUAUCAGAGCACUGAAGAAUGGAAGGUAAAUUGACAAGCCAUGUGUGGCAAGGAUCACCGUGUGGAUCUUUCUGCAGGUAAAGGGCGCUAUGACUUGAGCGGCUGGAUCUCAUGUGCAAACCAGAAUUCUCUUUGUUUUGUAGUUGAACAUUAAUCAGAGUCUCCCCACUUCACUUCAUAAGUGAGUCGACAAAGUAGGGUUACAUCCUAUGACCAAACCAGUGGCACUUUGGUUUCCAUUUAGUGAAUCCUUCCUAAAAAUUUACGCACUGAAGAAGAAAAAAAAACUAUAUCCACCUUAUUAUUUUUCAAUCAAAGUUUUUAUUCUGUACCUAUAUUCCACUAUUUUUUUUUUUUUUUUACCAGACCUUUAAGCUGCUUUAAGCGCACGGAGCGCUUUUAAUAGAUUCACCUUUGGGGCUCUCUUGAACACUAAGAAUAAAAACCAGAGGAACUCUCAGUCGUAUCAAGCACUUUUCACGAAAUCCGGAUUUAAAAAACACGAGGAUUGACUUCAGGAACCUAAAAUCCAGCCGGCCACAUCUGGGAUUAUUUCAUCGAUUCCUUCUGCAAAGAGUGGAUUGCAUCUUCUAUCAUCCUGUGUUCCCUGAUCUCUGGCAGUAUGAACAUUGGGCUAAAGUGUGUCUGUCGGCCAGUUUGCUGGCCCUUUGGCAGCUUGCUGGACUCCAGGAACUGUGUCUUUGCCCUCACGCUCGUCAUGCUCCUCAUGCAGGUGGUCGUAGAGGCCAACUCAUGGUGGUCUUUGGCCAUGAACCCUUUACUGAUCCCAGAGGCCUAUAUCAUCGGGGCCCAGCCUCUCUGCAGCCAGCUGGUAGGCCUGUCUCAGGGCCAAAAGAAACUGUGCCAGCUCUACCAGGACCACAUGCAGUUUAUUGGUGAAGGUGCCAAAAUGGGGAUUCGUGAAUGCCAGUACCAGUUCAGGCACCGGCGCUGGAAUUGCAGCACUGUGGACAACUCCUCUGUUUUUGGACGUGUCAUGCAAAUAGGCAGUCGUGAAACAGCGUUCACCUAUGCGAUCAGUGCAGCAGGGGUGGUGAACACAGUGAGCCGUGCCUGCAGAGAGGGUGAGCUCAACAGCUGUGGGUGCAGUCGGGCUGCUCGUCCCAAAGAUCUACAGAGAGACUGGCUGUGGGGUGGCUGCGGAGACAACCUCAACUAUGGCUAUAGGUUCUCUAAGGAGUUUGUGGACGCACGCGAGAGGGAGAAGAGCUAUCCAAAAGGCUCGUACGAGAGCGCAAGGCUGCAGAUGAACCUCCACAAUAAUGAGGCAGGAAGGAGGGCUGUGUCAAACCUCGCUGAUGUGUCGUGCAAGUGCCAUGGCGUGUCGGGUUCCUGCAGCUUAAAGACCUGCUGGCUACAGCUGGCUGACUUCCGAAAGGUGGGUGAUGCUCUGAAGGAGAAGUAUGACAGCGCUGCAGCCAUGAAGCUCAACUCACGUGGCAAACUGGUACCGUUGCACAGCAAUUUCAACCCACCCACGGGCAAUGAUUUGGUGCACAUCGACCAGAGUCCAGACUACUGCUUAAAGAACCAAAGCACUGGCUCCUUGGGCACAGUGGGACGCCUUUGCAACAAGACAUCAGAAGGCAUGGAUGGGUGCGAGUUAAUGUGUUGUGGCCGAGGUUAUGAUCAGUACAAAGCCCAAAUAGUGGAGCGCUGCAACUGCAAGUUCCACUGGUGUUGCUACGUGAAGUGCAAGCGCUGCACAAGAAUUGUAGACCAAUUUGUCUGCAAGUGAGCAGAGACACUUUGCCCUGUGGAGGAUGGGUGUACAUCUGUGUGAUUUAAUGAGCGUUUUAACAUGGAGAAGAUGGAAGAAAGAAACUAUAUAAAUUAUAUUUAUAGAGCUAAACAAUUAUGUCAUUUGCAAAAAGACCCUCUUAAAAAAAAACUAAAAAAA
Messenger RNA from Cyprinodon variegatus (sheepshead minnow), 2225 nucleotides. RefSeq names its product protein Wnt-5a-like. Bases 927 to 2063 code for a protein of 378 amino acids. Gene Ontology annotation, biological process: cell fate commitment; neuron differentiation; multicellular organism development. Lineage: Eukaryota; Metazoa; Chordata; Actinopteri; Cyprinodontiformes; Cyprinodontidae. The transcript has 5 exons. Gene Ontology annotation, cellular component: extracellular region. Gene Ontology annotation, molecular function: cytokine activity; frizzled binding. The record is from RefSeq and is a predicted model, not a curated record.